GAACGCUCGCAGCGGGGGCUCAUUACAAUUCCAUUUCGCCGAUCCGAUUCCAACCGCCUCCGAGAGCAAGAAUGCGCGGGACCCACCUCGUUGAUUUGAUCCCACUCCACUCUGCUGUCGUCUUAAUUCCGCUCUCUCGACGCCCCACCCUCGUCUUUGGUUUCGACUCUGCCAAACACGUGAAUCCCAUCUUUGCUGCACCUUCACUAUUUCAGCAGGUGCUUUGUGAGUGUCAACGGCUGCUGGGUUGAGCUGUCUCUUUGAAUGCUCGCCGUGAAACUGCAAGCACUUCUCCACGUCACAGCUUCGAACACCCAAGAACUGGUCUGUGUUUGCAAUCUCGGUUGAAGGGAAUGGCAACGAGGGUGUAAUCUGAGAAGUAUUGGCUCCGCAUUGUGAAUGUUAGAAUUGAAUGACUUAUCAGAGAUGGUACGCUCUUAUGUCAUGAAAUCGAUCGAGAUUAAAGAUUUUGAAAUUAUUCCCAACUUUUCUCUCUCAGGCUCUUGGACCUAAAAGCAUUUAUACUGAAUUUGCUUGAAGUUCAGUGAGACUUGUUGCGUGUGGAAGAAAGCUUCACAGUUCGCUCUGAAAAGCUAACAUCGGUUGGUAGUUCUUGAGACUUUCAAGUUCAAUGAAAGGAAUGACAGAUCAAGAACCGCCACCUCAACGAGGUAAUGGUGUUGUAGGUGUGCUCAGAGAGCAAAGUAGCAUUUGGGAAAGACGCGCCCCUUUAUCACCUCACCAUUGUGCCAGACUUUUAAAAAGCGGGGUGAAACGGAUACUGGUGCAACCGUGUUCUAAACGAAUAUACCGAGAUGCAAUUUAUAAAGAUGCUGGUUGUGACGUCACAGAUGAUCUCUCAGCUUGUGGCCUCAUCCUUGGAGUUAAACAACCCAAGGCUGAAAGCUUGCUACCGGACAGAUCUUAUGCGUUCUUCUCUCAUACGCACAAAGGACAGCCAGAGAACAUGCAUUUGCUUGACAAGGUGCUGGAGAGGAGAAUCUCCUUAUUCGACUACGAACUCAUCAAGGAUAGCAAUGUGAGGUCUGUGUAUUUUGGACAGUUUGCGGGAUACGCUGGCAUGAUUGAUGGCCUUCGUGGCCUUGGCGAAUGGUUAUUGAGCCGAGGUUAUUCCACUCCGUUCCUGUCCAUUGGCUCGACGUAUAUGUACACGAGCUUGAGCGUGGCCAAGCAGGCUGUGCUUGCAAUUGGAGAGGAGAUCAAAACUUCCGGACUUCCUCCAGAGAUUUGUCCUCUCAUAUUUGUUUUCACUGGAGCUGGAAAUGUCUCACAAGGAGCUCAGGAGAUUUUGAACCUGUUACCCCAUGAAUUCGUACACCCAUCCAAGCUUUCCGAACUCACUGAUACUUCACCUUCUAAGGUGCCAGUCAGAGGAGUUAACUUCAAAGUCUAUGGUUGCGUGGUCGCGUCAGAGCACAUGGUGGAACGUAAAAUUCCUGGCUCUGGUUGUUUUGACAAGCACCACUACUACGAACACCCAGAGGAGUACUCGCCAGUGUUCGCAAAGAACAUCGCUCCUCACGCUUCUGUUCUUGUGAAUUGCAUGUACUGGGAGCAAAGGUUUCCAAGACUCCUCACAAUCAAAGAAUUGUUGGACCUUCGCAGUAGUGGACGGAGCCGACUGCAGGUCGUAGUUGAUAUUACCUGUGAUAAAGGAGGUUCUAUUGAGUGCCUGAAGAAGUACAGUUCAAUUCAAAAGCCCUUUUUCAGGUAUAACCCCGAGAAUGAUAGCACCGAAGAUGACAUGGACGGGGACGGUAUUCUAUUCAUGGCCGUGGACUGCCUCCCAACAGAACUUCCAAGAGAGUCCACGAAGCAUUUUGGAAAUGCGUUGUUUCCAUUUUUGGUCAACCUCGCAAACGCAAAAACGUUGGCUGAAAUUCAUGUUCCGGUGCGCGAUGCCUGUAUUGCUCACGAAGGCAGCCUUACGGAGAUGUACAAGUAUAUCCAGAAAUUGCGCGAGGCCAAUGCCAGCAAAACGCCACUGCUUCAGGAGAGGGAGGGCAUGAGUAAUAGUCCGAUUUCCACGAUUGUGUCAUUGAGUGGUCACCUUUUCGACCAACAUCUUAUCAAUGAAGCUCUUGAUGUGAUCUGCGCUGGAGGGGGGCGUUAUCGACUAGCAACUUGCAAGCUUGGCCAGUCAGAUGACGAAACCUCCUGUGCAGACCUGGAGGUUACAGCCGGCAGCCAGGAUGCACUGAACUGCAUCGUUGACAAGCUGGCUGAAAUUGCGGUUAAGGGAUCAAACAUUCGACAUAGAGAAUUGGAGGGUUCUAGAGAUAUAUCCGAAUCAAAUGAAAACGGAAUUGCUUUAGAGAAAAAUUAUCAAGUGCUCAUUUUGGGAGCCGGUCGCAUGUGUGAACCAGCGGUGAGGCACUUAACAUCAACCAAACGACGGUUUCGGUUCAGAGAGGCCUCUUAUGUGGACAAUGGUUUGGUUGAUGAGUGUGUUUCGGUGGUGGUGGCUUCUUUAUACAUUGAAGAUGCUCAGAGGGUGGUUGCAGGUGUUCCUAACGCUUCGGCCAUAGAGCUGGAUACAUCAGAUACUCAGAAUCUGGGGGAUUGUGUUUCCAAGGCAAAUGUGGUGAUUAGCUUGCUUCCGGCCGAUCUUCAUCUCCCCGUGGCGACUGCCUGCAUCAAGUUCAAGAAGCAUCUAGUGACAGCAAGUUAUGUCAGCGAAGCUAUGCAAGCCCUGGAUAAGAUGGCGAAAGAAGCCGACGUGACUCUACUUUGUGAAAUGGGCCUGGAUCCUGGCAUAGAUCACUUGAUGGCUAUGAAGAUGAUAGAUUCGGCACACAAGAGAGGGGGUCGUGUGCAGUCUUUCGUUUCGUACUGCGGAGGUCUUCCGUCUCCAGAAGCUGCAAACAAUCCUCUUGGUUAUAAGUUCAGUUGGAAUCCUGCUGGAGCAAUUAAGGCGGGACGCAACCCUGCCGUGUAUUUGAUGAAUGGUCAAAAGAUUGAAGUUCCUGGGGAAAAGUUGUUUGCUGCAGCCUUGCCAGUACGGUUACGAGACACACCAGCUUUCGCCCUUGAAAGGUUACCAAACAGAGAUUCUCUGAAGUAUGGUGAGCUGUAUGGCAUCUCCAAGGAAGCCUCGACCAUAUUUCGGGCCACCCUUCGGUAUCAAGGGUUUAGUAAGGUUAUGGAUGCGUUAGGCGAGCUGGGGUACUUUGACACGGAUCUUCAUCCAUUGUUGGAUCCCGGUGCUUUACCAGUUCCUGACCAACCGACUUAUAAUGCCAUGCUGGAUGCCCUCUUGUUGCAAAUGUUUCACAAGAUGAAUGAGCCAGAGAAGCGAAUGAUGCUCAAUGCUGGUGACAGAAACUCGCUUUCACAUGCAUUGGCGUAUCUUCCUUGCUGCAAGAAUAACCCCUCUGCUGUCGAGGAUGCUGCUGCAUGCAUUAGGUGGCUGGGCCUUGAUGCGCUGGAGCAAGUACCCAAAUCUUGUAAAAGCAUAUUUGAAGUGCUCUGUAAACGAAUGGAGGAGAAGCUCACAUAUGGGCCUGAGGAAACGGAUAUGGUGCUUCUGCACCACGAGUUGGACGUGGAAUUAAAUGGACAGGUGGAGCGGCACACGGCUACAUUAUUAGCUUUUGGGGAAACUGCAGAAGGAUGCAGUCAAAGAAGGCCCGAGUCAGCUAUGGCGCGGACUGUAGGUAUACCAGCAGCAAUUGCAGCUGAGUUACUGCUGUUUGGUGAAGUGAAGACUAGAGGUGUUCUCCGUCCACUGACCGCAGAAAUUUAUGAACCAGCUCUGGAGGUUCUGAAGACCAUGAAGUUACCAUUGGUUGAGCACGUUGAGUUCUUGUAGGUAAAGGAAGCCAUAACACUGGCUCUUAUUGAAAUGAAACGCACAAGCUGGUAGCCAAAGUUUAUUGCCAAAUAUUAUGGUGCUUAUUCCAAAUAUGAUAGAACCUAGACAAGGUGAGUACACUGCAGCAGAUGAAUCUGAACGUGAUGACAAAUCUGGGUAUAGGCCUGCUGACUCGAGUGACGCUCGCUAAGACAGAUGAAAUGUACAUAACAGGCUAAUUUUUAGUAAAAUAGACCAACUAUGAAAGGGAUGGAGCUGAGACGCCAUUGAAAAUUGAAGGGAAUCUACUUCCGCCAGAUGAAUGCAAGCUUAAGUUGACUUAGUGCCAGCCAAUUCGACUUAAAUUUGUUCUGUGGAAUGUCUUAAAUUGCCCUAUCAAAGGGUGCCUGCAUUUCACACAUGGUACUUUUCUUGAUAACCUCUAGCCUCAACCAAGUUAGGAAGGAUAUGCAACUUGCCUGUAGCCGUUCUAUGCACUCACUAAUUCUGACAUUGAGAAUAAAUACCGAUUUCUUCUGUCCA
Molecule: messenger RNA, 4357 nt
Organism: Physcomitrium patens
Lineage: Eukaryota; Viridiplantae; Streptophyta; Bryopsida; Funariales; Funariaceae
Source: RefSeq, a predicted model, not a curated record